AUGGCGGCGGAGACAUACGACGACCUGUGCAACGAACUUUACGGCGACAUAUUCCGCAGAUUGGAGCGCAGAGAAGAAGAGACGUUGAGGUUCGUGCCGUGGGGGACGUGCAGGGACAUUUUCCAACAGAACGACAAUGGGAACCUGCGACGCUUCUUCCGUAGCCUCGCGACGUCAUAUCAAUCGAGCCGAGCAAUCUUCGGGCUAUCUGAGGCGGCGUUCGUGGAGAGGGUGGAUGAGAGAGGCCUACUUGACUUUCUCGGCACGCUCGUCUUCGCCACAUGUAGCAUUCGCGCUGCAAGGACCUGCGUGAGCCAUCUUGUCGCUUCUGACGAUCCUCAUGGAUCGAUUGUUCGACUGCCCGCUAGUCGAAUGCAGCUCGAGCGGCUUCUUGGUAGCGAGACCGACGCGGACAGGUUCAUUUCGAAGCAGGGGUGCUUCUGCGCUGUUGUGCUCCGCAAGAAAGAAGAGGUCCGAAUCGACGGCACGGAUGCCCCGCGGCUGCCGUAUCUGGAGGAGACGCCUCUUGGUGAGGGCUCGUUUGGCAAAGUCUUUCGCGUUCGAGUCGCUCGGGGACACUUCCACGACCGACACGCGGGUCCUGCCUUUGGCCACAAUGUCGAGCCUAUGGACAUGGCCCGCAAGGACUACAUCGUCGCCGACAAGUCCAAGGCAAGAGAAGAAUACGAUGUCAUGCGACAGAUCCUCGGUUCCACCUCUCGCAACUGCGAGAACAUUGUCGAGAGCUUGGGUGCGCUCGAGGUUGGGACGAAUUACAGCCUGUUCAUGCCCCUUGCUGUCUGCGAUCUUCGCACAUACAUGAUGUCGGGACAUCACAUCUCCCCUAGAACCCAAGAGGCUCGAGCUGAGAUCAUACACUGCGCCGCGGGGCUGGCAAGCGGGCUGCAGUUUCUUCACACCGGGAUACGAACCGCCGAUUUCGACGAGCUGGUGUGCUACCACAUGGACCUAAAUCCUAGCAACAUUCUCAUCUUCCAAGAAAGGGCAAACGACGGAAGCAUGCGCCGAAUAUGGAAGCUCAGUGACUUUGGCAUGGCGCGUGUCAAAGUGCGACGUCGCGCCGCCGCGGGAGAUCGCGAGAACGAUUUCAACAGCCUGUUUGUCCGACGGAAGAAGGUGCCCGACCCGUCCGUGUCUGCCACCCUCAACCGGCGAGGCGAGGGCACAUAUCUGCCACCCGAAUCCAUAUCAUCUACGGCGAGUAUGCGGACGAGCAGCGACGUCUGGGCGCUGGGAUGCGUCUUGAGCGUCGUGCUAACGUUCCUGGAGACGGGCGCCGAGGGCGUGCGCCACUAUCAGGACGCUCGCAUGGACCACCGUCGCGCCGAUGGAUACGAUCGCUUCUUCCUGCGUGGAACUAGGUUCACGGAGCCGGAUGUCCACCCGCAAGUGAAAGUUUGGCAUAAAGUGCUAAGGGAGAAGGCGACAAAGCGUAACCUCACCGAGGGCCAUGCCAUGUCAUGCAUGUUGGACUUUUUGGAGCAGUCCGUCAUUCGGGUAGCCCAGAGGUGCACUGCAGAGGACGUCAAAAAGAAGCUGCAGGAGACGCCAGGACACAACUCAGGCAUCAGCGUUGACGAGUGGUACCCCUGGGCAACCCAAGACUUUAAAGGGUGCGCCAUAUCCCCCGACGCGAAUGUUUUGGCGUACUGGACCGACAACAAGAUUAUGCUGUACACGUCACAGUCACUGGCAGCUCGAGAGGGGCAUACAGUCUCGCACGCCGCGGACUGGAAGCUGCCCGAGACUGACUGCGACUGUUUCCUCAAACAUGUCUGCUUGACCGACAAGUACCUUAUUGCCUCAACGGCAGGUCGCAGCCGACUGUACAUCUUUUACCUCCUCGGCGGAGACUCCGUGGACUACAAUUUCUCCGAGCUUCAUCGGCUCGUUCUGCAGCUCCCUGCGAUAUCCAAGAUUGCCAUCUCGUCGGACAGUGUGUGGGUGGCUUUCACGGCAAGAGCGAGCACAAACCCGCGAGACCGUGGAGUUUUCUUCUACGCAACAGUGCGCGACCUGAUUGAGGCCGUAGAACUCCCGCCCCGAACACCUAACCUCAACAACAAACCGCGAGAUGAGAAUGCUGCUACGUUGCCAGACGUACAUCGCUUCAAGUCAAUACCUCUCGACUGGUCUGCCGCAGAUGUCAUUCACUUGGCGCUGCUGGAAAGCCGUGAUGCGUAUCUAGUCGUCAGACCCGAGCUCACUACCAGGAGUCGGGAGCACAAGAUUCCCAUCACGCACAUGUCACUCGAUCGCCACCCAGUCACCAUGGACACACUGAACAUCGUUUCCCUGGGAUAUGAUGUGGGCGCCUUUGCUGGUCUCUUCACCGCGUUCUGCCCUUUCCAUGAUAGAAACACGUGCGCCGUCGUAACCAGAGAAAAGCGACUACACGUACAAAAGUUCGAAGGCUCCGACAAAAGUCUGGAGCUGCAAAAGGAAGUCCCGAAGUAUCGCAUUUCUCAGCUUUUAUCGAGCGGCCCCCGCCCACAAGGCAAAUUGCUCGCCAUCGGGGCGCCCUCGGCCAAACACCAAAUGGUUCUUUUGGAGAUACAACUCAAUACUUCCGAGCUCCACGUCCAGCAGCUCGCCAGCCUCCCUGGUCUGCUAUAUGGAGAUAACUUUGCAGCGGUUCUAUCCGACGACAAGUCUGAUCCAUGCGUCAUUGUCGCCUCUUUGACCGGUGCGAGCCGGCGGGUCAUCUACAAAGUCAAGCUCUCUUCGGCAGAGUCGACGUAG
Molecule: messenger RNA, 2763 nt
Organism: Purpureocillium lilacinum
Lineage: Eukaryota; Fungi; Ascomycota; Sordariomycetes; Hypocreales; Ophiocordycipitaceae
Biological process (GO): peptidyl-threonine phosphorylation; peptidyl-serine phosphorylation
Molecular function (GO): ATP binding; protein serine/threonine kinase activity
Source: RefSeq, a predicted model, not a curated record